AUGGAUUAUCCAUUAUUACUGUUUGCUGCAUCUGCUUGGUCUAGUGUAAAAAAAUCAACGACAACGAACUGUUGGAAGGCAACUGGAAUAAUUCCGUAUUCCAUAAGCGCUGAGGAGUAUUUACGUCUUGAUGAUGAAGAAGCAGUCUUUGUUAAUAGCGUUACAGAUGAAGAUAUUGUACAGACGAUUUUAGGGGAAGAACAGGCAAAGUCAGAUGAAGAAGAGAUAAAGGCAGUGAAGAAACGUGUAUCUGUCGAAGAAGCCUGCAAAGCUGCUGAGGUUAUGUUGCAAUUUUUCGAGCAGCAAGAUGAUAUCAAGUUAGAAUUUUCCGAAAUACUUGCAUUAAGCGAAAGAUAG
This is a messenger RNA of Paraglomus brasilianum, 357 nucleotides long. The record is from the annotation of a GenBank genome assembly. NCBI's taxonomy places the organism in Eukaryota, Fungi, Glomeromycota, Glomeromycetes, Paraglomerales, Paraglomeraceae.